Molecule: messenger RNA, 946 nt
Organism: Trematosphaeria pertusa
Lineage: Eukaryota; Fungi; Ascomycota; Dothideomycetes; Pleosporales; Trematosphaeriaceae
Exons: 2
Coding region: 108-638 (176 amino acids)
Source: RefSeq, a predicted model, not a curated record
UCACUGCCAGACAUCGUAUCCAUCCCAUCGCUCAAGUCUAUCACUAAUUCACCGUCCAUUCGCUCAACCAACUCUAAAUCCUUAAUCCCCAUCAAUCCACCGCCAAAAUGCGCACUGCCAUCCUCGUCUCCGCCUUCGCGGCCGCUGCCUUCGCCCAGUCCUCCUCCGGCGACGACUUCCCGCAGACCUCCUUCCUCACCAUGACCAACUCGCUAGGCGUCGUAACGGGGCAGCCCGCGCCCGCGACCGACAUCCCCAGCCAGCCCGCGCAGGUGACCUCGCAGCCGGCCGCCGACACCUCCGUCGGCAUCCCCGCGACCAUCCCCGCCGUCGGCACCGGCAUCAACACCGUCCUCGUCCCCGGCACCGGCAAUACCACCCGCACCCUCGUCGUCUCCGCCAACAACAGCACCACCAUCGUGCUGGGCGGCGGCGCCACCAGCAGCGGCGCGUCGACGACGGGCGGCACGGGCGCUGGCUCGUCUGCUACCGGCACGGACGGCUCCGAGGCGUCGGGCAGCGGGGCCAGCGCGACGGGCUCGGGCACCGGCGCGCAGUCUACGGGUGCUGCUGCGACGGGGCGCGCGCUGGCUGGCGGUCUCGUCGGCGCGGGUGCGUUCGUCGCUGCUUUCUUGUAAGCUGGGAAGAAGAGCUUGGUCUUUGCGUCGCGUCGCUUCGUCCAGCUACGCUACGUUCUUGGAUACACAAAACAAAAAGAUACUCGGUUUGGCAGCUGGCUAGCUGCCGUUCGGUCCUUUCGAAAUAUACCUCUGGGUCUGCUUUGCAUUGCAUUGGCGCUUGGGGUGCUGGCUGGUUGGCAUGCCUCGCCCCUGGAUGUUCUGUUUUUGGCUAGUAAUGGUAAUUCGCACAGCAAUAUGCGUUGGGGAUUGGAUUGGAUUGCGUUGGAUUGGAUAAUGGAUGCGCGCUUCGCUGUUUGUUCGUUCGG